Messenger RNA from Cryphonectria parasitica EP155, 1451 nucleotides. RefSeq lists its product as uncharacterized. Gene Ontology annotation, cellular component: mediator complex. Gene Ontology annotation, molecular function: transcription coregulator activity. The transcript is spliced from 2 exons. Gene Ontology annotation, biological process: regulation of transcription by RNA polymerase II. Lineage: Eukaryota; Fungi; Ascomycota; Sordariomycetes; Diaporthales; Cryphonectriaceae. The record is from RefSeq and is a predicted model, not a curated record. Bases 417 to 1451 code for a protein of 344 amino acids.
CGAAUCGCGACAUCGCCUUUUCGACCCUUCACGGAUUUUUGUGGUGCAUGUCGGACAACUCGAGCCAGCCCAGCGACCGACGCCGCUAGAAAGCGCGACUCGUCACAGGCUCCAUACCCACCCUUUCAAUCUUACAACGCUCCUCGUCACCACCGGCAGCCGCCUCGCCAGCACAAUCAUUCUCCAUCGCACCGUCGCUCCCCCUCGAGUCUAGAGUGACACACCUACGGCAGCAGCCUCACCGGCUGUCUCGUCGCGCUGUCUCUGUCGCACGCCGGCCUGCCCUUGCUCAUUGCCGAGGCUCUCACCACGCGAUAUUUCCACCGCGAGGAGGAAACGUCCAUCACCAGCGGGCCCGUUCGAACGCCAGCCAUCCUUGACCCGACGGUCGACGGGGACUGCUUCUGCGAGACAACAUGUCAUCACUUCAUCCUCAGACGCCGCAGAGCCCGUCACAACUUUCUCCCAGCACUGUGGACCCUGCCUCGAGUGUCCAGAGCACCAUGUCAUCCUUCACGACCGCGCUGCCCACCCCCGCCCACAGCGUAAAUGGCAGCGGCCUUCCCUCCGAAUCUAACCACGACGUCAUCAUGGGUGAAGAUUCUCCCCAGAAGCGCAAGCGGGAGCAGGGUGACACGGGCGAGCAGGAUCGCGAGAAGAGGGUGCACAUCGAUGACGGCAUGCCCAGCAUGCAGGCGAUCCACGAGGAUGUCGGCGAGAAGUAUCUGCUUCUCCAGAGGACUUGGACGCCGAGGCAGCCAAUCCUCUCGGAGGAUCUCUUCGAAGUGUAUGGCCUGACCGGCAUUGCGGGAGAGGUCGCUCGGGUCCUGCCCGAUGGAACAAAGAAUGCUAUGCGCAAGACCUACAAGGGCCAGAUUAAGAAGCUCGGGCUAACAGGACACUUUGACGCCGUGAAGAAGGAGCCCAACGACCGUGAUGGGUUCCUGAGCUUGAUUGACUGCCCUCCCGAGGAGUGGCAUGUGCUGUUCGAGAAGGCGCAGGAGAUUGAAAAUGGCCUAAAGCCCGAAGUGCAACGGGCUCUACCCAAGGCCACCACCAUGAUCCGAGGUCCUAUAGCCAAGGACAAGUGGGACUCAUCGGUCCUGGCUGACUUCGCAGGGGACCGCGGCGCUAGGGGCACCCCAAAGGUGACUGCGCCUGGCACUCCCUUGCACCCUGCCAGCGGUGGCACUGCUCCUCGGCUCAAGGGCCAGACACCCGGGGUCCAGGACGCUGCUCGGCCGCGCAGGGCCGGCAAGAAGAGAAGCUAUGGUGACAAUAGCUUUGAGGGCUACGGCGAUGGCUUCCAGGACGAUGAGACGGGCGCUGAUACGGGCUACUCGACCGGUGAAGGGGAGGGCACCAAGCGGAAAAAGAAGACUGCUCCGUCCCGCGUUGGUACACCCCGCCAGAUGUUUGGCCACGCCGGCCCUGGCAUGUUGGGUGCCUGA